Mercenaria mercenaria is the source of this 2664-nucleotide messenger RNA. RefSeq lists its product as uncharacterized. The transcript has 3 exons. The record is from RefSeq and is a predicted model, not a curated record. The coding region runs from base 230 to 2494 and encodes 754 amino acids. Lineage: Eukaryota; Metazoa; Mollusca; Bivalvia; Venerida; Veneridae. Gene Ontology annotation, molecular function: ubiquitin-protein transferase activity; zinc ion binding. Gene Ontology annotation, biological process: positive regulation of DNA-templated transcription. Gene Ontology annotation, cellular component: nucleoplasm; chromatin.
CGUAAAGUUUGGAGACAAUGAGUUUAAAUUAAAAGAAUAUUGAUCUUCAGAAAGAAAUGUUUUAUACACUUAAUAGUUGAAUAUGUCAUAGUUUUACUGAAACAUACAUAAUACUGGAUUCGUUGUUUAGUAAAUUGCAAAAUAUUAGUAGUUCUUAUCAACAAAAAAUGCGUGGAUACUUUUUAUGUAUUUGUUUUAUUAACAUUUAAAUGAUUCAUCAACAUUUUAAAUGGCAACACACAAACGCAAAGAAAAAGAUAUAUCUAAUUUAGAAACAGGAUUGCAUGUUCUGUCUAAAAUGAACGACACGUUUCUUAACACACUUUUGGAAUUAUCUGAAGAUGAAAAUCUAAAGGCGACAAGACCACAUUCUGUUCAACACAACAGACCAGGUUCUGUGCUAUUUUCACGUCCACCAAGUUCUAUACUUAUUUCAAGACCACCAAGUGCAGCCAUAUACGGGAGACCUCCAAGUUCUACUAAAAGACCAAGACGGCCGCCAAGCACAAGCACUUUAAGGCCAAGACCACCAAAUGUCGACCCUCCAGUUCGACGUCCACCAAGCGUUUCAACUAUUGCAAGACCAUCCAGUUCAUUGAAACGACCAAACGCACUGAAAUGUAAAGUGUGUGCUGACGGUUUCCGAUUUCCGGGAAACACGCCGUGUUUCGAUCAUUAUUGUGCUCCGUGUCUUGAAGAUCAUAUAUUGACCUUCAAACGAGGAACAGGUUGUGACUGUCCAUUAUGUCAAAGUGGAAUUUUGCUCCCAUUAACCAAACUAAGACCGGACAGUAAAAGAUUUUCAAACAAAUCAGAAUUGAAUGUUUGUAAUAACUGUCAGGAGGCCAGACUGGCACAAUAUCGAUGCGGGUCUUGCGAAGAAUUCUUCUGUGAGAAAUGUAACAGAGAAUUUCUGAAGAGGAUGAGAAUAGAUGGAAACUUUAGCAACACACAUCUAACUGAUCUAAGCGGAGAUAAUGCAGUACCACUGAUAAUGCCUAGUGGUCUAGAUGACGACUCCUUAGAUUCCAUCUCACUACCGUCUCUACUCCCUACGGGAUUUGGUUUACGCUGCAGCGAACAUGAAGACGAAGAAUUAAGAUUUCAUUGCAAACCAUGUGAUAAGUGUAUCUGUAGAGACUGUAAAAUUCUCGGUCAUGAAGGUCAUGAAACAUUAGCGUUAGAAGAAGUAUACGAAGAGAGAAAGCAUCAUCUAUCUCAAGCAUUAAAACUGUCAAAUGCAAAUAUACGCACACUUCAUUGUGAAUGCGCCGAAAUAAAUUCAAAGCGGCUAGAGAUUGAUCAAGAAUCAAGAGAUGCGGUAUCACAGAUUGAAAAUCACGCUAAUGAGGCCAAAAGAAUGAUAAAUGAAUGGGCAAAGUCAAUGAUUAAAACAAUCAGGGUUCAGAAUACUCAAAGUCGAGGAAAACUAGAAGAGUGUAGAGAUGUAGUUAAAGAAAAGGUGAAAACACUUCAAACGCUGGUUGAGAAAGGUACAUCGUUGUUGGAGUCGGAAAAUAGUAUAGAUCUUGUAGAAAAGGCUCCGCAGAUGACACAGUCUAUUAAAGAUGCAGAUAUUGCGCCAACAGCGGAUAGAUUGUGGCGGAAGAAGUUUGUGUUCCAACCAACGAACCUAAAGAGCUCAAAUUCAAAACAGAUGUUUGGCAAACUACAAACAGUCGUCGAGGGACUCCUGCAUGAAGUCCCUUCUGUUGAACUAGAGGUGCAAGCUACGUUCAACAGUGAUCAACAGUAUAAGAGCACAACAGCUUUGGCGCCGAUGUCUGAUGGAACUGUGUGGGUUUGUAAUGGCUUCAAAAACAGGAUCCAACAAUUUGAUUGCGAUGGAAAUCUUCUUCAAAGCGAGACGUUGGAUUUUGAUGUCGACGAUAUGGUAGACGGACGCUCAGACGUUUUAUUUCUAACUGAGUUGAAUGGUAAAGUUAUCCGAAAGCUGAAUAAGAAUAACAAACUUUCGAUAUUUGCAAGGGCUGACCUGUAUCUGCGGGGAAUAACUAUAUCAAGAGACGGGAAACACGUUAUAGCCUGUGGAAACGACGUACCUGUGGCCUGCCUCAGAGAUGCGGCUGUUUCAAAGAUUUACCUAUUUAAUAUGGUUGGAAAACUUACCAAAGAGUUUACAGUUGAUACUGGCGUUAAGGUUGUAAGUUUGUUCCGCAUAAGUAACACUAUUAAUGACGAAUAUGUUGUAUCAACUGGGAUCUCUGCUCUCUAUUAUAUCUUUGGUGAACAUGGUGAAUUAAAGUAUCGUUAUCGAGCAGCCAGUUCAGCUGACGGAGUGGCCUGUGAUGCCCACGGUUUGAUAUAUAUGUCAGCAUGCAAAGACGACACGUUGUAUAUUCUAGAUUGCAAAGGAGUACCUAUACCGUCAACGUAUGCUAUGCAUAAACCAACUGCCGUGGCUAUAGACAGAAAUGAUGUGGUCUGGGUCGGUGACUGGAGCAAAGUACAUGUUCUCAAGUACAAAAACUAACUGCUAAAAUGAUAUUUUUUGUGUUAGUAUUAGAAAAAAACAGAUUUUGGCGUAAUCAAAUUUAAAAAUAAGUAAUUGAAAACUAAAGUACAUGUAUAUUUUAAUAAUUUCAGAUAUGAAAACAAUUACCGAAUUGAAUGCAAGAAAUUGAAAUAAAACGGAAAAUGAGA